This is a messenger RNA of Paralichthys olivaceus (Japanese flounder), 4010 nucleotides long. RefSeq names its product SLIT and NTRK-like family, member 6 (gene slitrk6). Gene Ontology annotation, molecular function: protein binding. NCBI's taxonomy places the organism in Eukaryota, Metazoa, Chordata, Actinopteri, Pleuronectiformes, Paralichthyidae. The record is from RefSeq and is a predicted model, not a curated record. Gene Ontology annotation, biological process: positive regulation of synapse assembly; axonogenesis; regulation of presynapse assembly. Gene Ontology annotation, cellular component: membrane.
GGACUGAGAACGGUGGAAUUUUGGAAUAGCCUUCCCUUUUUUCUUUUCCAUCAGUUUUAAUCGAUAUCUCAGCCCGAAAUGCUGCCCUGUAUCAUUUUCAUCGCCUUGUUUGUCACUGCGGUCCAAUCCCAAGAUAUCCAUCCCUCAAAGGCAUCAUCCACGAUUAGUGAGUCUUGUGAUUCCUUGUGCUCCUGCGAGGGGAAAGAUGGCAUCCUUCAUUUUAACUGCGAGCAGAGAAACAUCAGCAAAAUCUCCCAAAUCAAAGUCCCGUCAGGUGUGCCCUUCCACCUGAACCUUUACAAAAAUGACUUGGUUGAGCUGCGUGCAGAGGAAAUGGAAGGGCUUAACAACGCCCUGUCGCUGCACAUUGGGGGUAACAGCAUACAAGAGCUGGAACCAGGGGUCUUUAGCACUCUUAGUUCACUGAAAAAACUCCACAUAAAUAGCAAUUUCCUCGUCACUUUGAAAGAGGACACUUUUCAAGGCCUGGUGAAUUUGGAGUUUCUCCAGGCUGACACGAAUUUCAUUCGGGUCAUUGAGCCGGGGGCCUUCAACAAACUAAUCCGCCUCAAGGUCCUCAUCCUGAAUGAUAAUUCCAUAGAGUUUUUACCCAACAACAUUUUCCGGUUCGUGCCCCUCACACACCUGGACCUACGUGGAAACAAGCUCCAGACACUGCCCUAUGUAGGGUUCUUGGAGCACAUUGGAAGGAUAAUGGAACUUCUCCUUGAUGAGAAUGACUGGGUCUGUGACUGUGAUAUUUUACAUUUAAAAAUAUGGAUGGAGAACAUGAGAGCCCAGUCAUUAAUCGGGGAUGUGGUCUGUAGCACGCCACAGCACCUUAAGGGGACCAUUCUGGCUAGAGUGAAGCGUGACGUGCUGUGCCCGUCCCAUGCAAUUAUCAACCUGGAGGAGCCAUCAAAGUCACUGGAUAUGGUUGUUACUCCCUCAUCCAAAGUGUCUCCGAAUCCUAAGUUGAUCAACGCCAAAGAUGACGCCAAGGUACCGACACCCUCUCACUCUCCUGGCAGUCCUUGUGUGGAACACUGCUCCUGCCACAAUCACCCUGUGGCUGGGUUUUUGAUGCAUUGUCAGGACAGAGGAAUUCAAAAAGUGUCAGAUAUCGGAAUACUUCAGCAAAGCCCCACAAAGCUGGUCAUGACGGGAAAUAUGAUCCAGAAACUCUUGAAGUAUGAUUUUGUCACAUAUGAUGGUUUAGAAUUGCUCAACUUGGCGAAUAACAGAAUUGAUUACAUAGAUAAUGAAACUUUCCUCAGCCUGAGCAGUUUGAAAAAACUCUACCUGAACGGCAACAGAAUCGAAAAAAUGUUCUCCACAAUGUUUGUGGGGCUGCACAACCUUGAAUACCUGUAUCUGGAAUACAACCUUAUCAAAGAGAUUGCUCCAGGCACAUUUAAUCCCCUGCCAAACCUGAAGCUCUUGUCAUUAAAUAACAACCUGCUCAGCUCUCUUCCGGCGCAGAUAUUUCGCAAUGUGCCCCUCAUCAAAUUAAACCUGAGGAAAAAUCUACUUAUGCACCUGCCAGUAAGCAACGUGCUUGAUCAACUUGACGCACUCGAGCAGAUUUAUUUAGAGGACAACCCCUGGGACUGCAGCUGUGACUUGCUCAGCCUCAAACAAUGGGUGGAGAAACUCAGAAAGGACACAGUGGUGGGUUCCAUUUUGUGUAACACCCCAAAGAAUGUGAUGCAGGCUGAGCUGAGAAGCCUUCGUCAUGAGAUGCUAUGUCCUGGCUUAGGGACAUACUACCCAGGUGAGGAGGAGAGUGUGACAGCCACACUGGGGCCUGACAGCAGUGGCAGGGGUUUGUUCAGCUCACUCACAGACACUGUCCCACUAUCUGUGCUCAUCUUGAGCCUUCUUAUUCUUGCUCUCAUGAUUAUAUUCUGCUCUGCCGGGCUGGUAGUGUUUGUGGUUCACCGGCGGCGAAGAAGGGCAAAGAAAAAAGCAGCAGAGGAGCAGCCAAGAGAAAACUCCAACAGUAGUCCCAUCCACUUACAUUACAGCAUGUAUGGGCAGAAAACCACACACCACACUCUGACCCAAAGAACUGGGUCUGCAACUCUGUAUGAGGACAGAUCACACAGUCCCAUUGUUCAGAUCUGCCGCAACCCCACCUACUGCUCCCAGCACAAGGAACAUGACGCAGAUUUGGAUUAUAGCCUCGACGAGCCUAGCGGCAAGCAUCACGUCUGCCGGAGUAUCAUGGAGAAGGAGAACACUUCUCCCCUCACAGGGAACCCUAGCUCAAAGUUCAGACCCAUGACUGGAGAGUGCCCCGCGGAGUUUGUCACGCUUGGGAACCCCAACUCUUUUUACAGGAACAUUCUUGAGAAGGAGAAGGAGCUGCAGCAGCUCGGAAUAAGCGAGUACCUUCGCAAAAACAUGCCCCAGCUUCAGUCUGCUGUGGAUAUGCAUGUCCCGGGGCACCAGGAGGAGUUAAAGCUGAUGGAGACAAUUAUGUACUCAAGGCCGCGCAAGGUCAUGCUAGAGCAAACUAAGAAUGAGUACUUUGAGCUUAAGGCUAACCUGCAUACUGAGCCGGACUACUUGGAGGUUCUGGAGCAUCAAACUGCAUUUAACUGAGCUAAGGCAGAAAAAAAAAAAUAUAUAUAUAUAUAUAUUAUGUUUUGAACCAAGUGCCUUGUCCCGUUUCCCCUGCUGUACGUUCCACAGUGUGAAAUAUGUAUCAUGGGCACAUCACUUUAAGUUUAACAGUAGCACAGAAUGUAACUGGGUUCUUUUUUUUGUUACUAUCUAUUGACAGCCAUUUUAUGUAGCUGGUGAAAGGUGUCAUAUGUUUUUGGCCAAAUGUAACUUACAAGAAGCGGUCGCAGUCUGUUGAGCAGGCAUCUUUGAAACUCACUCAAUCAAGGUUUUAUGAUUGAUUAAAUUUCCAUGGCUUUAUCACAGCCAAAUGAAUUGAUCCACACGGCACACACACACACACACACACACACACACACACACCCUACAUCUGAGGAUAAAGCAGAUGUUUGGGAAGAAAUUAGUGAAUUUCAAUCACCACUUGACCCAGAAAUGCUGUUUAUUCAGUCUAUCCUGGCUCAGUGUGACCUGAUUAGACCCCUCUGUCAACAUAAGCCAGAUGGAAAGCUGUAACCAGAAUGCUCAUUGUGCCGUGGAGUCAGCAAAACGCCAACUGUACAUCAGAAAAGCACUGAUACGAGUGCAGCUCCACUGCUGUUCUCCUGUCGGCUCCUCUGAUGGACCUAUCGCGCUGCACAGCUGCAGUCAUGGGACGUUUUAUUUAUUUUUAUACAAACUGGUGAUAUUUGCAGAAAGGAUGCUUUGUUUUCUCUCAAUCAGUAAAUAGAGCACUUAAAGUACAGUAUAUAAUACACAACUGUAAUCUUGUACAAAAUGCAUUGCACUAAUCAAAUGCCAUAAGAUGGUGCAUGACAAUCAACGGAGUCCUGCUGAAACUUUAGAUGUUUUGUUUUUUAAAUUCUGCCAGAAAAAAAUGAGCUAGAUAUGUGUAUGAUUUGUGUUUGUGUGUGAGAGAGAUGGCGUUUCAUGUCACUAUUUUAUGUCCGACUAUAUUCAAACAGCAUUCAGGAGCAUCGCACACUCCUCAUGCCGACGUCAACAGGCCUGGAACUGUUGUGAACUGAUCAAAGGUCGGGGAAUAUUAAUCUAUUAGCACAUGAAUGGUUACUGACGAGCAACGUUACUACCCAAAAGCCCACAGACUCAGCUCGUAUUUAAAGCAGUGGACUGCUGGGAAAUGACAUUUUGCAAUUGUGGACAACAUCACAGUUCAGGAUUUAUACCGCACACUCCGUUCAUACUCAUGGAAACGCAUUCAACUUCUAAACGGUUCAUGUAAGCACACACUCUGUAGCUUUUCUACGUAACUAGAUUGAAUUAUUUAUUCUGUAUAUUUUGUAUAUACUUAUGUUCCAUUAUAUCUUUGUUUUUUUGUGUGCCUUCAGUGCUGUACAGAAUAUAAACAGAAGUUGUAACUGAUA